AUGUCCCAAGUUGACUUGCUGGAGGAAAUUUGCCAUUUGAGAUUUACUGCCGAGCGGGAUUUGCUCAACUCCUGGGAGGCCUACCGAGUGUCGAACAUUACCCGUCAGUUGGCGAGCGAAGCAGACCGGACCAUCUAUGCGGAAGCGAUUGCGUUCAGCGAUGUCGGCGACGGCGGCUCGAAGACGUUUUUUCCGAAAUAUUUAAGCACACUGGUGGUGGAGCGUUUGGCUGCCGCGUACAAAGGUGGACCCAUGCCAAAGGGGGUUACGUGUCAGCAGGCACGCGAUUUUGGAUCCAUGCUGAACAUCGAGUUGCCAAUUAUUGAUAUCGUUAAAUUAGAUAAUGAAACUUUUUGGAAACAAGUGGUAAAGGUAAAAACCAAGCGACUUGUCGACUUCUUAAAAUUAGAACAGAUUCCCGGAGUUUAUUGGAAACCAUUUGGCAUUGAGUUGAAAGUAGCGGAAGCAAUCGAAAAUGAAAAGCCUGAGUACUGGUUUGAAGGAUGCUUGGAAGAUAUACUAAUCGAAACAGCUUCCUUCAUAAGAAAACUUGAACUGUCUCAACUACUACCCCUUGAAAAGGUUGAACCAGCUGAAGGAUACGAAGAAUAUAAAGUGUAUAAUGCUCCUCCCGAGUUGUGCAGCCAUGGGUCGCUGGAAAUUUUGAAGCAUUUAGUGAACCUUACCUCGUUAAGUUUGGUAUUCGGAUUGGAUAGUAUUUUAAAGGGUUACGAGCGCAGAUUUUUCCAGUUUUCCUUCGAGGAUAUGGAAAAUCUGGGCAAAGCACUCCCGAAAUUACAACUUUUACAAUAUUUCACGAUGGCGCGAAGUCGAAUGAGUCCGGAUAAAUUAAAACUACUUUUAGGACAGCUUGCACAGAUUAAACUCAAAUCGCUUGAGCUAUCCUAUUGCUACUUGGGAGAGGACAUAGGGAUUUUACUGGGAAAGUAUAUUAGUCGAUGUCCCGAAACUCUUGAAGCUAUCAAUUUAACAGGAAAUUUCUUAAACGACAAAGAGAUAGAAGACUUCAGCUAUGGGAUCAACGUUUAUCAAGGAUUCUUGGAUAAGCUUGAUAUAUCUCAUAAUCCGAUCGGUGAACCGGGCAUUCUAGUACUAGGUGGUGCCAUCAAAAACACUCGUCAUGUGCGGGAACUGAACGUUACCGGUUGUGAAUUGGGAGAGCAAGGUGCAUACAGGGUGGUACAACUGAUCGGAUUCCACCGCCCGUUGAAGAUACUACACAUGAACUGCACCCCUCUGGGAAAAUCCGGUGGAAAGAAACUGGUUGAAGUUCUUCUGGAAAAUUGGCAGGUCGAACAAGUAAACUGUAAAAGCUGUCAACUAAGGCCGAGACACGAGAAACGAGUCAAAAGUAUUCUUCGAAGAAACCAUAAAUUCCAGUUGUCCCAAAAUCAGGUUGGGAGACGUAUGAUCGCAUUAGCAACUGUUCCGCAAGAUAUCGCCGAUUUAAGCACCUUUUCAAUUUCACCCUACAUGGUAAUAGCAGCUGCAAGAAAGCUAAAAAGCUCUUUCUCCCCUGGACCGGAUGAGAUUCCAGCUGCUGUCUACUGUCGCUGUGCCGUCGCUUUGGCUCAACCUUUGUCUCGCAUCUACAACCAAUCAUUUGACCAGGCUAAGUUCCCCGAGGUUUGGAAACAACCCUACAUGUUCCCGGUGUUCAAAGCCGGAGAUAAUAUAAAUAUCAAACAGUACCAGGGAAUAACGAAUCUUUCAGCUGGAUCUAAAUCAGGUAUACCGCAGGGCAGCAAUCUGGGCCCACUGCUUAUCUCACUGUUUUUUAAUGAUGUAGCAGUAGUGUUAGAUUCCGGGUACAAGCUCAUAUUUGUCGACGACCUUACGCUGUACUUAGUCAUCCAGUCAGCCGAGGACUGCUACCAACUGCAAGCAUUAUUGGAUCGCUUUGUGAAGUGGUGUGGAUUGAAUUAG
This is a messenger RNA of Topomyia yanbarensis, 1947 nucleotides long. RefSeq lists its product as uncharacterized. Gene Ontology annotation, cellular component: centrosome. Gene Ontology annotation, molecular function: protein binding. The record is from RefSeq and is a predicted model, not a curated record. The transcript has 5 exons. Bases 1 to 1947 code for a protein of 648 amino acids. Lineage: Eukaryota; Metazoa; Arthropoda; Insecta; Diptera; Culicidae.